AUGUCAUCAAUAGGCGUAGGCGGCGAAAGAGUUGAAGACUUCUUUGAACUUAGAGGCGGUAGAGACGCUGGAGGCGGAGGAAACGGUGUAGACGGCGGAGGAGACGGUGUUGAUGGAGGAGAAGACAUUUUAGGACUUGAAGGAGAAGGAGAUUGUGUUGAUGGAAUUGACGGUGAUGGUGUUGACGACGCUGGAGUUGAUGGAGUUGGUGAUGACGGAGUUGAAGGAGGCGGUGUUGACGGAGAUGGUGAUGAUGGAGUUGACGGAAUAGACGGAGAAAUGGAAAUGGUAGGAGCAGAUCCGUUGCUAUAA
Arabis nemorensis is the source of this 312-nucleotide messenger RNA. NCBI's taxonomy places the organism in Eukaryota, Viridiplantae, Streptophyta, Magnoliopsida, Brassicales, Brassicaceae. The record is from the annotation of a GenBank genome assembly.